This is a messenger RNA of Penicillium cataractarum, 279 nucleotides long. RefSeq names its product CFEM domain-containing protein. Bases 1 to 279 code for a protein of 92 amino acids. The transcript is spliced from 3 exons. The record is from RefSeq and is a predicted model, not a curated record. NCBI's taxonomy places the organism in Eukaryota, Fungi, Ascomycota, Eurotiomycetes, Eurotiales, Aspergillaceae.
AUGAAGCUCUCCAUCUUCCUCCCCCUGGCAGCCUUCCUGACCAUGACGGCCGCUGAGGUCGCACACAUUAACGAUGACUGGAGCCCAUGCUUGAACCGGUGUCUGUCCGAGGGAUCCGCCGUCGCGGGGUGUAUCUCGCAGUACGACACAGCCUGCACCUGCACAAGCCCUGCGUUCAGGGAUGCGGUGCAAAUGUGCUUGGAGCUUGCUUGUACGGCAGAUGAUGCAGCAAUGGCGCUAGAGCUUCAUGAAGAGCGCUGUGGGACGCCGCCCAGCUAG